This is a messenger RNA of Eremomyces bilateralis CBS 781.70, 480 nucleotides long. RefSeq names its product DUF55-domain-containing protein. NCBI's taxonomy places the organism in Eukaryota, Fungi, Ascomycota, Dothideomycetes, Eremomycetales, Eremomycetaceae. The record is from RefSeq and is a predicted model, not a curated record. The annotation marks the transcript as partial. Gene Ontology annotation, cellular component: nucleus. The transcript is spliced from 3 exons.
UAUUGGCUGAUGAAGGCCGAACCUGAAACCCGGAUCGAAAAAGGGAAGGACGUUAAAUUUUCUAUCGACGACUUGAAAGACUGCAUCGAACCGGAGCCAUGGACUGGCGUUAGGAACUAUGUCGCCCGCAACAAUAUGCAAAGCAUGAAGAAAGGGGAACUUGCCUUUUUCUACCACUCGAAUAUCAAGGUCCCUGGCAUCGCCGGAAUAUGCAAGAUUGUCGAGGAAGCAACUGUCGAUGACUCCGCAUUCGACCCCGAGGACCCCUACUUCGACCCCAAGUCCAAUCCGGAGAAACCCCGAUGGUUCUGCGUCAAAGUCUCAUUCAUUAGAAAAUUCCCGGCGCUAGUCCCGCUCUCUGUACUGCAAAGCCACGCGAAGGAUGGAGGUCCGCUGGCCAAGAUGGAAGCCGCAGUCCUCAGGAGGGCUCCGAGCGUGAGCAAGGUGUCCGCGGACCAGUGGGAGUUCGUUAUGAGUCUC